AUGGAACAGUACCAGCAAAACCACCAGGGAGAGGACAUGGUGCAGAGGGAGCAAAUCGUGGCCAUGGCCAAAUUUGUCCACUUCCUCCAGGACAACUUCGCUUACCCCGGUUCUCCUGACAAAGACGUCAAAAUGUCAGAGGCCCUCAAGAGACUCGCCGUCAAGUACAAGGAGCACGUGGAGGACAAUCACCUCGGCUGGUUCGGCGGAAACGGAGACGAUCUGGGCGGACUGUACAGUGAAUACUUCUCGUCCAGCAUCCUGAAGCUGAUCAGAGAGCUGCCGGCCCCCAAUAUCCAAGACAUCAGCAGGGCAAUCAAUAUGCUUCGUCGCGAGGAGGCCGAGCACGAGGCCAGAGCUCUUGGAGGCCAGAUCGUCUAUCCUCAGGCUCUCCAAGCCAACGAGACCACAAGCGCCUCGAGCGCUGUCAUGGGACACUACUGCAUUCAGGUCCUGGAGAAUGGUGUUGUCUCUGCACUCAACCUUCACGGCGACGGCCCUGUCACCAUCACUGUUGUUGUCCAGAAGAGGGGCAAUCCCAUCCCCAACCCCAACUACAACCCCAACUACAACCCCAACUACAACCCCAACUACAACCCCAACUACAACCCCAACGUGGCGAUCCAGAACGGAAUGGCCUAG
Molecule: messenger RNA, 642 nt
Organism: Neurospora crassa OR74A
Lineage: Eukaryota; Fungi; Ascomycota; Sordariomycetes; Sordariales; Sordariaceae
Exons: 1
Coding region: 1-642 (213 amino acids)
Source: RefSeq, a predicted model, not a curated record